Messenger RNA from Arachis stenosperma, 1085 nucleotides. RefSeq lists its product as uncharacterized. The transcript is spliced from 3 exons. Bases 62 to 832 code for a protein of 256 amino acids. Gene Ontology annotation, cellular component: mitochondrial matrix. NCBI's taxonomy places the organism in Eukaryota, Viridiplantae, Streptophyta, Magnoliopsida, Fabales, Fabaceae. The record is from RefSeq and is a predicted model, not a curated record.
UAAACCCUAUUAAAACCCCAUUCCCUCUUCGGCUGUUUUUCUCUUCCCCUCAGUUUCGGAAAUGGCGUUCAGCUCGAUUCUUCGCAGGUCUGGAUCUCUCGCAAGGCCUCUUGUGAUUGCAGGGCAAUUGUUGAAGAACACUCAGCGGCAGAGUAGCUACUGCACCGUUUUGUUGAGCGCCAUCAACCAGAACUUGCAAAAGGACUCGGCGGUUCCGACGUUCGGUUUUUCUUCUUUGGCUUAUAAGAACAAGCCCACCUCCGACGAGAACCUUCUCCGCGUCAUCGAAUCGGAGAUCACUUGCGCCCAGGAAACCGACAAUCACACUGUUGAUGAGGCUCCAAGUAAUUUCCCUUUUAAGAUACUUGAUCAGCCGGGACAGCAGACUAUAAUGCUUGAAAGGACAUAUCAAGGUGAGGAAAUUAAGGUUGAGGUGCACAUGCCUGAUCUGGUCACCGGGGAAGAAAAUGAUGAUGGUCGUGACGACGACGAUGAGAGUGAGAGAGCAUCUCAGUCAAGCAUUCCGCUUUCAGUCAGUGUUUACAAGAAGGAUGGGCCCUAUCUGGAAUUCAGUUGUGUGGCUUACCCCGAUGAGGUCGUCAUUGACAGCUUGUCUGUUAAGAAUCCGGAACCCAGCGAGGAUCAGAUUGCAUACGAAGGACCAGACUUCCAGGAUUUGGACGAGGGCCUCCAAAAGUCUUUCCACAAGUACUUAGAAAUUAGAGGAAUCAAGCCUAGCACAACCAAUUUCUUGCAUGAGUACAUGAUCAACAAGGAUAGCAGGGAAUACUUGGUCUGGUUGCAGAAGCUCAAGCAAUUUGUUGAAGCAUGAGACGUUAUUUUAAGCAAGAACACGCAACACUGAAAAUUUGUUUUAAUAACUUGAUUAUAUGCGUUGAUGCCAUACAUUCAGAGGGAAAUAUAAUUAGAUACCCUGUCACUGUGGUUUAGUGAUAGUUCCUAUUAGAAGUAGGUUUGGUUAAUUUUGUUUGUGUAUCCUCUUUGGCGCAUUUUCUUGUAUGAGCUUGACAAUUUUUUUUUUUUUGGGAAAAUUAUAAAGAAAGCCAAGUAUUAGUCGUUCAUUU